This is a messenger RNA of Mesocricetus auratus (golden hamster), 547 nucleotides long. RefSeq names its product histone H2A-Bbd type 1-like. The transcript has a single exon. Bases 120 to 452 code for a protein of 110 amino acids. Gene Ontology annotation, molecular function: protein heterodimerization activity; DNA binding; structural constituent of chromatin. Lineage: Eukaryota; Metazoa; Chordata; Mammalia; Rodentia; Cricetidae. The record is from RefSeq and is a predicted model, not a curated record. Gene Ontology annotation, cellular component: nucleosome.
AACAAAGUCCUCUCCUGUGGAGCAAAGAUAAAUACAUGGGCAGUUAAGAGGAUUGAUCAUUUUGAGAGAUCCAGGCCAGAAGAGAGGAAAAGCUGCGCCAAACCCAUCAAAUAGGCGCCAUGGCCGGGAAAAAACGAAGAAGGAACAUUACGCGAUCUGCAAGAGCCGAGCUUCAGUUUCCCGUCAGCCGGGUAGACCGUUUCCUGCGGGAGGGGAACUAUUCCCGACGCCUGAGCUCUUCUACGCCAGUGUUCCUUGCCGGUGUACUCGAGUAUCUGACGUCCAACAUUCUCGAGUUGGCUGGCGAGGAGGCCCACACCAACGGCAGGAAGCGCAUCACCCCAGAACACCUGUAUCGAGUGGUGCAGAACAACGAGCACCUCCAGGAACUCUUCAAAGAGGACACCAGGAACUCUGGGAUUGAUGAGACAUCAGAAGACAGUGACAACUGAUGGGGCCUGGGUCUCAGGGACUGGAGGGUCCACCAGUCUCUUCAGCCUCAACCUGUUCUAGUGUACUACAUGCUAUUAAAGCAUCUAAACUGAAA